CGGCAGACGACACCCCGCGCUACCUCCAACAGUCGUGUGCUAGACGGCGGGGAGUGUAGGUCUCCACGCUCUCUCUCACUAACACAACCCCCUCCACGCUGAUAUACACUCUUAACACACUCUUGCCCCCUACAUGUUUUCACCACACCUUAGAGGCAAGAGCUCAGGGUGAGGAGGACGCCGCCAUGGGGUUGGGUUAGCGACGGCACCUCGGGGGGAAUUUUUUUUUUAUAAUUGAAAAGUGACGGGGCCGUGGUGUUGGGUCUUUGUUCAGAAACUUGUGGAUUUAAGAUGAUGGCGUGACGGGUGCUAUAGCUGUCUGUGUGUGUGUGUUUGGGUGUGGGCGUGUGAGCCAAGGAUACUUACUGUACCCAUGUAAACAGAUAUUGGGAAAGACCCCAGUUCCAAAUCGUGAGGGUUUUUAUUUGUCCCCCAAUCCACGAUGGCCAGCGCCCCGGGCACCCAGUCACUGCAACAGCAACAGCAACAACAGCACCUCCAACAGCAACAGCAGCAGCAGGGGCACCACCAGCAGCCACAACAACCACAACCACAGCAGCACCAGCACAAGAGACAAGCCUCCUGUAAGACCAAGAGCACCUCAGCUGACUACGCUAAUGUCAGGACCGUGGAGGCAUCACAGACACAGAUCCUGGAGAGGAUGGUGGGUGACCGUGUGUGCGUCACCCGGCCGGAGGAGGACAGACGAAGACGCACCAUCAUCGUCGAGAAGGAGAAUAACUCAUUUGGCUUUACGAUACAGAGUUACGGGAUCCACUACAAGAAGGAUGGCGAGAUAGAGGUCAUCACCUAUGUGGACUUCGUCGAAUAUUCUGGACCAGCGUUCAGAGCCGGGAUGAGAGAAGGGGAUGUUAUCCUCUCUAUCAACGGCCACGACAUGGAAAAGGCCGACCACAAGGCCCUAGUGAACUUCAUCCAGGGCUGCGGCGACAGGAUGCGGAUGGUGGUGCUGUUCGAGGACUGUGUUCAUAAGGUGGAACUACACAUGCGGUACAUCCAGCUGCAGCGGCUCCUGCAGGAAAAGAUGGCCGACCUGGAGCGCUUAUGUCACCAGGAGAAGUCUCUACUGGCUGCAUGGCGGGCCCAGGGUUUCCGCAUCCCUCAGCACCCGGUGUCCGGCCGUCAGCCCCAGCACCUGUACCAUCACCAUCACCACCACCAGCACCACCAUCACCACCACCGGCAACUGCUUCCUGCCUCCAGCACCACCUCAUCCCCCCUGCCCACCUCCUCUAGGGUGCUGCCCCCACCCCUCCAGUACCGCAUACCCCCAGCCAGCCCUUGUAGUGCCCACAACCCCGUAAGGCCUCCACAGGAUCAUUGGGGUACUAUGUCCUCCAACAACUCUCAGUCUCAUGCCCCUUCACCUCUUCACCACCAUCGCCAGCACCAUCAGCAACAACACUAUCUGCAGCUCAACUGUUCCCCCGGUGCUGUCCGGCGACCAAAAGUAUCGUCAGAGUGCAGUUCUCCGGCACAGAUUGCCCACACUCCUACGGGCUCGGCACAGAGUGUUGCUCAGCAGCAAUGGCAGCAGUGCAAACCCCGCUCUUGGGACAAUUUACUUUCCACACGAGGAUUUGGUGGAUAUGGUUUUGGAUACGGAUUUAUUGACACGAUUCCACCUCGUGGAGCUGGCAGGGGUGGUGACAAGAUGCGUUCGUACAGUACUCACCGACUCAGGGAAGAUGACAAAGAAAACAUGGUGGGGGGCGGGGGAGGAGUGCGACCGGCACCACGCUCCUCAGAAAAUCUUGUAUCACCUCUGGAUGGCUCCUGCUUCUCCUGUGAUUGCUUAAACCUUGACCCAGCACCUCUUCACACCUGCCUCUUCUCCAAGCCUAAGAGCACAGAAAGCCUAUUGGCACCACGUUCCCUCCAUCCUGCUGCUUCAGACUCCAGCUUAGCGGGAGACCCACAGCACACUAGACGGCGGUCACGCGCUGCUUCGCUCGCUGAUUGUCUUGGCGCCACCAGACACUCCCCGCCUGAUCGGGAUGAGAUGACACACCUGUGACAUUGCUUGUGAAUUCAUUACUUUUGCUUUACCAACCCAGUUCUAGAAUGACAUAGCCUUUGAGAGUAAAGACCAUAUAGAUAGUUUAUUAACAUUGCAAGAUAAAACAACACACCUCUUUGUAAUGAUGCACAUUUUGCAGUUCUAAACAAACUUUUUUUCCUCCAUUGAACUUUACAGUACUACACAUUUCUAUCAUAGGAAAAUUAGAUAAAUGGCACUUUUUUGUUGAAUUGUUGCAGUACAGUAUUGUAUAUCAUAUUCUUGCACAAGAGUCCAGUUUAUUACCAACUUUCUUAACUCUAAAAAUUUUAGGUGAAUAUUAGUUUUUUUUUUACAACGUAAAUCAGAAAUGCACAAAUAACUUGAAUAUUCCCAUGUUCUGCCUUGCACUGUUAUAAGUAAAGUAUAUUCCUAUUUUACAUAGAGCUUUUUUUAUAACCAAAGGAACUUUGGCUCAUGAAUCAUAUUAACCUCCAGACUUGACAUAUGAUAAAGAUAUUAUGUCCAUCAUUAUAAAUUUCUGCCUUUCAAGUAUACUUAGAUAUACUACGCCACACAAAAAUUUGUGCUUCAUUGCUAUAAUGUGUGUGUGUGGUCACUGUGCAGUUGAUGAUAAGUAUUAAGUAACGUGUAAAGUAUAUCUUGUCAUGGUCUGGAAUGCAGUUACUAGUUAACAUUUACCAAGCUAAUGAACUUCAUUUCUUUAGAUCUUAAAAUUAAGACCUGAUUUGCAGGAAACAACAACAACAAGAACUAGCAAUACAUCAUAUACAGUACAGUGCUCCCUGUCCUCAUGUACCAUUAGUUAGUGCAGUAGUUAACAGCUUUGCAAAAUUUCAUGAUAUUGAAAUAUAUUGUUCUAUGAAUCACAUUGAUUUUUUUUUUAAUUUUAAAGAGAAUGUGAAGGUUUAUACGUAUAUAAUGUACAGUAUAUCUUAUUGGCAAUGUUUGGAAAUACUUAUUCUCACUAUGUAAAGUUUGGGAUUUGUUAAAUUCAAUCGGAUAUUUAGUUUCUAAUGCUAUAUUAAAUUUCUUAAUAGGGAGAAACCUCACAGUCUGAGAACUUUAUGUUCAGUAUUUCAAGCUUUUGUAUUCUUAGUAUCAUAUUUAGCUUCAGAUUGAUGGUCAGCUGCAUGUAGGUAAGACAUUGGUAACUUAUAGUCAUCCAUAAUGUUUAAGUUUUAUUAAUAUGACUUUGAUGAAGAGACAAUAAAGGUGACAUUAUAUGGCUUCACUGUAGAGAUAUGUUGCUAUGGUGGCAAGUAAUCUUAGGUGAAACCAUCAAUGCAUGCUGCAGUGCUUACCUGUGUACAGUUACUCCAAAAAGUAUCUUUACAAUUUUGUGUGAGACAAUAUGACACAAUGGGCGAAGGAUUUUGACAACCCUACUGAGACGACGGGAGUCGCGUUGUUCAUUUUGAAACUCAUUGACCCUCUCUGUGAAGAUACUUUUUGGAGUGAGUGUCCUCCCCCUUGAUGACUACUGAGUUACAUGUAGGUGUACAAUAACUGAGGUACAGCAUAGGGCAAAACUGUACUGCACUGCUGUACAUGUGAACCACAUUGUGUGUGGUAACAAGUGAUAAGAAUUUACACAGGUUCAUCACAUAUAGAUGCAGUCAUUGGUACUGUACAACUUCUUCUUGGUAAAAACAAGUGUUGAAAUCACAAGUUGUCAAGGUUGAUGCCCUUUAUUACACCACUGUUUGUUCUCUGGAGUGUCAACCAGUUAGGGAAACAAGAGAGAAAUAUUAUCAUCUAUUGUGGGUUUUUUCCAGAAUAAUUAUUGCUGUACAGUUUUGUGGGAUACAGUGUCAUAGAUUGUUAUAUAUUGAGUCAUAGUAUAUAAAUACAUUGCCAUUAACAUGUGCCAAAGAAGCUUCUCAGUAAUGAUGACAUUACAGUAUUCCAGGUUGAUGGAUGGAAGACGAAUAAUCACUAACCUCAGAUCACCAAUAUUUCAUCAUUAUCUCUUCAAUUACACCCUAUUCAUUUUUUCAGAAAACAUUUUUGGUCCUAUUUUGACACAAUUUGUUUAAUAUUUUUAUUCUUUUAUCAGCCAUUGAAACAAAUUUAAUUGAAAUUAUACAUUGUGCAAGAUUUUCAGCAUUGACUUUUUGUUUUACAGAAGAAGUAUUUUGUAUAUUUUGAUGAUGAAAACUUGCCGAUAUUUUUUAUCUUAUCUUUAAGUAAGAUGUCAGAAGUGUGUGAUCCACAUCCUGCACUGGUGAAUCCUUGCUGAUGCUGUGUUCGUAUGUGUGUGUGUGUGGUGCAUCUCGCCAACAUUCACAAAGCAAUUUGAAAAAGAUUUCUUUCUUACACUUUAGUUUUUCUUUCACUUUUCACUGCUCAUAUCAUUUGCAAAAGAGAAUAUGAUACAGUACGUAUAUUGCUCCACUUCCCAGACAGGUAUGAAAGUAAGGUACUGGAACCAUCAAGGCCACACUUCACAAACUAGUUGAAAUUUCUCUUAGAUGGCAAAUUUUUCAGAUGAUUUUUGAUGAAUCUUAGAAAUGUACUGGGUAUUUGUUUUAUUUUUUUAAUAUAACAAAAGUGUUUUCCUUGAAGACCCCAAAUGUGUCACUCUGCUGUGAGUGUGGGAAGUAGGACUAACGACCUCAGUACAGUAGAUAGAUUUUGUAAGUGGUUAGUGGUUCUUCAUCUUCAACAGUAUGUCUGCCUUACGUGUAAAUAAAGUGUACACUUAUCUUCUCUAACAAUGCUCAAAACAAACAAACUGACAUAUCAUCCACUGAUCCACUGAGAAGAAGUAGGAAAUUACGUCGCUAUUUGUUUGUGAAUACAAGAUGCAUCGUUUACAGUACUUCUGUGAUCGUUGAUUUAUUCUGGUCAGGAUAACAGAUGAGUGCAAUGAGUGUAGGGCCACCUUGUUCAUAAGUACCGAUAUUAGUGAUACUGUAUAUAUGUAUAUGAAUUACUAAUUUAUUUUUUAUUCUAUAUUUAUGAAAUUAGAAGUACAGUCGGUUACAUUUGCUGCAUCAGAUUUGUAUAAUUGAUUACUGUGCUUUAUUAUAUUGAUUAAAAUUAGUAAAGCAAAUCGAAAUAUUUUCUAUAGAAUGGAUUGAAGGUCAUUUAUGCUUUUGUGAUAAUAUUAAGCUACUGUUAAGUGCAUUGAUAUGGAGUUACUGUGGAGAGUCAGAAAAUCUAAAAAUUAAGGUUUAUUCAGAUAAGAUUGGCCCCAUAAUAUAAUGUCGUGUUAAUGAUGGUGAAUCAAUUGUCUCCUCUGAUGUGGUGUACAGUACUUGAAGAUUGGCGGUGUUUUGUGUACAUAUCUAUUGUUAUCGAGAAACCAGUCAAAUAAGAGACAUUAAUUAAAAGCGGUUUUGGUCGUGUGAGUUGCACAAUAUAAAAUAACUGCCAGUGUAACUUCUUGAAGGAGGCAAGAGCUGAGGACUAACUUUAAAGAGGAAACUUGUGAUGUGAUUGGCAGGGUACAAGUCAGCUGGUUCUGAUAUUAAUUGGUUAUAGUAGUAGUAGUGAAAGUGCUGCCUCCAAUUGAUAAAUAUUUUGAUACUAAAGGCAAUGUAUCCUUUGAUAACAGUAUACAGGUGACUUCAAUGUAUCAUUGUAGUCUUUCAAAUACUUAUUUUAGAGUAAAUGACAGAACUGCUAAUAUAAUUAAGAUAAGGUAUAUUGUGAUCAUGUAGAUGCUGUAUAAGAUGAUGCUACCUUACUCUUGUGUUAUUGUGAUGAGAACUAGACUUGUGCUAAGUGACACAUUUGUACCUCUCCGUGAGGCUCUAGUCAUCCUAUUCACAGUUUGUGUAUAACUGUCUUGUUUCUUAAUGUGAAUUAUUUUAGUAGCAUUUUUCAAUAUGUAAAGAAAAUUAUCACAAUGUGCAAUACAAGAAAUGUUUAAGUAAUUUGCCUUUUGUAGUUGAUUGGAAUUAUUAAAGACCUAUGUAGAGG
Homarus americanus (American lobster) is the source of this 5971-nucleotide messenger RNA. RefSeq names its product GATA zinc finger domain-containing protein 10-like (gene ssp6). Bases 443 to 2038 code for a protein of 531 amino acids. The record is from RefSeq and is a predicted model, not a curated record. Gene Ontology annotation, molecular function: protein binding. NCBI's taxonomy places the organism in Eukaryota, Metazoa, Arthropoda, Malacostraca, Decapoda, Nephropidae. The transcript is spliced from 6 exons.